This is a messenger RNA of Zootermopsis nevadensis, 1078 nucleotides long. RefSeq lists its product as uncharacterized. The record is from RefSeq and is a predicted model, not a curated record. NCBI's taxonomy places the organism in Eukaryota, Metazoa, Arthropoda, Insecta, Blattodea, Termopsidae.
CCUCUGGAGCAUUGCACAGCAUAAAAACACAAACACUUUCGCCCUUAACAGAAGUAUGUUACGUAUGUGAGGACAGUGAACACGGAGCCGAAUUGUGUGGAGCUCGAGAACACAGCCAGAGGGAGGACCAUCAGUUACGCUCAAAAACCACGGGAUGACGGACAAAGACGUGGCCAGGGUAUUGUGGCGCCAGAUGGCGCUGGGCGCCAUGUUGCUGGCAUCUACGGCGAGCGGCCAGGCUGAGAACAAGUGGGUAUGGUCGGGCAACGCCAGGAGCAUCUCCGCCGGUGAGGCGCCGACGUACACCCGGGGCGAGGUGGGUCGACCCCCGUACAGGCCGCCAGCUCCGGUGUUCGAAACCAGUGAUUUCAACAACCCUCCGCCGUUCUUACAACCUUCCCGACCCAUACCCAGACCACCGAACACCUACCGCCCGAUUGACGUCACUCGUCCUGGAGGUCCAGGGAUAUUAAAUGGCCCAGACGGUCCACGACCUGGAGGUUCAGGGAUAUUAACUGGGCCCGUUCCGUCAUGGGAGCAACGUCCGGGUGACAAGUUCGCCUACAAGGAUUACGAACAUUGCAAAUGCGCAUAUGCAUUCAACUGCGCGUCUCCAGGAAUUAAGUUCGGGCACUGCGACACCGAGAAGCAGUACUGCUGCUACAACACGAAGCCAAAUUUCAACGGGAGGCCACCCGCAAACAGGGGCCCGGGUCUCGUCGAUACUUCGGUCAGACCAACGUAUGAGCGUCCCAUACUGAUCGGUCCUGGUGGUCCGACAGGAAUAGUCACUGAUGGCGGUCGUCCCUUUAAGCCUCCCGGAGGACCUUACAGACCCCUGGGAAGAGAAGACUUCGACGAAGAUUACGGACCGAACGGAAAACCGUAUCUUGGAUACGGGACAAUCAACGACCAGCGCUUCCCAAGGCCCCCAUACGAUCCGUACGAACGAAGUGCAAACAUUGAGGCGAAGAAAAACGGCAAGAAACUGUAAAUAUAAUCUGUAUUACUUUAUAUCCUAGUGGUAACUAUACAUACCACCCGCUUUAACAAUAAAUAACUUCACGUUUUGCCCACA